AUGGGUUGGGACUAUUAUAGGAUACUGGAAAUUGCCCCGAACUCCACCGAUGCUGAUAUCAAUAAGGCUUUUAGGAAGUUGGCCCUAAGAUACCACUCGAAGAAGCGAUCAGCCGGCGACGAAAUCGCUGCCGAGAAAUUUUUCCUCAUCUGCGAGGCUUAUGACGUUCUCAGUGACGAAUGUAAAAGAGCGACUUAUGAUCAGUUUGGUGAGGAGGGCUUGAAACGUGGAGUCCCUACUGGAUCACAGGGCUCUGGGGCCUGGACCCAGGGUUAUUCAUUUCAUGGAGACGUCAAAAGAGUUUUUAGAGAGUUUUUUGGCGGAGACAACCCUUACAAAGAAUAUUACGACAGGAUUGACGGGGACUUGAGUAUGGGAUUCGGAGGAUUGAAAGGGAUCGGGGCUAAAAAACAGGACCCCCCCGAUGAGAAAAUAUUAUGGCUGGAUCUAAGUGAGGUCUUUCACGGUUGCACUAAAAAAAUGAAAAUAAUGAAAAAGGUGCUAAAUAAAGACGAACGAACGACAUCUGUGCAAGAGAAAAUUUUAACGAUAACUGUAAAGAGGGGCUGGAAGGAGGGGACGAGAAUAACUUUUCCACAAGAGGGCGAUCAAAGUCCAAAUAAUAUUCCUGCUGACGUCAUCUUCAUCCUAAGGGACAAACCACACCCCAACUACAGACGAGAGGGCUACGACCUUAUAUACACGACACCUAUAACACUGCACCAUGCCCUUACAGGCACUACCUUAGAUAUAAAUACAGUUGACGACAGAAUUCUGCACAUUCCACUGACUGACAUCAUCAAACCGGGCUACACGAGGACAGUGAUAGGGGAGGGCAUGCCCCUACCGAACGACCCCUCAAAGAAGGGGGAUAUGAUCAUACACUUCAACAUAGAAUUCCCCACAUCCCUAUCUUCGGAGAAAAAACAACUGAUCAGGUUCGCUCUGCCUAAACAUCUCUUGAAGACUGAUGCCGGUGCCGAUGACGAAGAAACGGCCAGCGAACGUUAG
Helobdella robusta is the source of this 1011-nucleotide messenger RNA. RefSeq lists its product as hypothetical. The record is from RefSeq and is a predicted model, not a curated record. Gene Ontology annotation, cellular component: cytosol. Lineage: Eukaryota; Metazoa; Annelida; Clitellata; Rhynchobdellida; Glossiphoniidae. Gene Ontology annotation, molecular function: protein-folding chaperone binding. The transcript has 8 exons. Bases 1 to 1011 code for a protein of 336 amino acids.